Messenger RNA from Oryza sativa Japonica Group (Japanese rice), 2193 nucleotides. Its product is annotated as peroxidase 25. Gene Ontology annotation, cellular component: plasmodesma; plant-type cell wall. Lineage: Eukaryota; Viridiplantae; Streptophyta; Magnoliopsida; Poales; Poaceae. The record is from RefSeq and is a predicted model, not a curated record. Gene Ontology annotation, molecular function: peroxidase activity; heme binding. Gene Ontology annotation, biological process: response to oxidative stress; hydrogen peroxide catabolic process.
AAUACUUAAUUAAUCACACCACUUAUGAACCUUUGUCGCCAACUGUUAGUCAUGUUCUUCACGUGUUACCGGCUUACAGCACACAUCUCUUUUGUGGUUCCCGUAUUCUUCUCAAGCAAACACUGAAAACACUACUCCACUAUAUGUCAGUAGGUCGCACAUUUACAACACAUUAGUUAAUUUCGUGGAUGAGGUUUAGUAAUUAUUCUCUGGAUGGAUAUAUCUAAAAGCUAUUUUUUCUCAAGUCCAAUUAUCACAUAGCUAAAAGUUCAGUUGCCUAACUUUCUAUAGAGUGCGUUCUUCAACAAUGAACACUUGUUUUUUCUUUGAAGAAUCUCGAGAUAUAUUUUAAGCAGUACAUGUUAGAAAUAUUAGGUCAAUAGCAUGACUAUCUUUCUGAAAUUGGGGAUAAUUCAAUGGCAAACCAUGAGAAUAAGAUGUUAGCCAUUUGGUACCAAUGCUAUUGAUAACUGCGAAGAUUUGAUGUAAUCAUGUAGACUACCAUCUCCAUAAAACGAAGCAUGCUUAUUUUGGAGAACUAUGUUCAUGCGUCCUUCUGCAACAGUAUGGUGGAGCAUGUGGCUUGGCUACGCGCAACAUGAUAUCUAUCAGUGGAGGAUUGAGUAGCUGCAGCCAUCUUACAUGGAGGAACUAACAUUGAAAGCAACACAUGCGAUUCAUACAUGAAGCCUCCCAUUUUGACACUGUAAUUCUUGUGCAAUUUGAUGAUCAGAUAAAAUAUAAAUUUAUAUGCAAAUUGAUAUGCUAGCUGUAAUCCACAUAUUUCAGUAGUGCAUGAUCCACUUGCUAUUCCACUAAGAUUGCAAAAACACUGAGCAAUCGGGGGAUAGCAGAAGUUGAGAGCCCCUAUAUAAUGAACAAUAAGGCCACAGGGUUGCCACAAUUAGAGAAGUUCUUGUUAACUCCGAUUGAGACCAUGGCAAUAUCAGAAAUGUCAGCUCUUUUCUUUCUAUUUAGUGCUUUGCUAAGAAGUUCUUUGGUCCACAGUCAAGGAUUGCAGAUAGGGUUUUAUGAUAAUAAUUGCCCUGAUGCUGAGGACAUAGUCAGGUCUACCGUCGAAAAGUAUUACAACAAUGAUGCAACCAUAGCCCCAGGCUUGCUCAGGCUACAUUUCCAUGACUGUUUUGUUCAAGGAUGUGAUGCGUCAGUUUUGAUUUCAGGUGCAUCCUCUGAGAGGACUGCACCACAGAAUUUUGGUAUCAGGGGGUUUGAAGUGAUAGAUGAUGCUAAGUCCCAGUUGGAAGCCGUAUGCUCCGGGGUGGUAUCCUGUGCUGAUAUAUUGGCUCUCGCUGCACGCGAUGCCGUUGAUUUGACCGGUGGGCCAAGCUGGUCAGUCCCACUGGGACGGAGAGAUGGAAGAAUUUCAUCAGCUUCAGAUGCCAAAGCCUUGCCGUCUCCGGCUGAUCCUGUAUCUGUUCAGAGGCAAAAAUUUGCAGCUCAAGGCCUGACGGACCGUGAGCUCGUAACACUAGUUGGUGCUCACACCAUCGGGCAGACGGACUGCAUCUUUUUCCGGUACCGGCUCUACAACUUCACGGCGACGGGGAACGCGGACCCGACGAUCAGCCCGUCGGCGCUGCCGCAGCUGCGGGCGCUGUGCCCGCCCGCCGGCGACGGCUCCCGGCGCGUGGCGCUGGACCUGGGCAGCCCGGGGGCGUUCGACGUGAGCUUCUUCAAGAACGUCAGGGACGGCGGCGCCGUGCUGGAGUCCGACCAGCGGCUGUGGGGCGACGCCGCGACGCAGGCCGCCGUGCAGAGCUUCGCCGGCAACGUCAGGGGGCUCUUCGGCCUCCGGUUCAGCUACGAGUUCCCCAAGGCCAUGGUCAGGAUGAGCAGCAUCGCCGUCAAGACCGGCAGCCAGGGCGAGAUCAGGAGGAAGUGCUCCAAGUUCAACUAGGUGCAGUAGCCCAGUCGACAGUGAAUUUUGUGAUCGAUCGAGUCACCUGUCCUGAAUGAUAUUGAUAUAUGUACACAUGCUGUUCUUCUCCCAGUACUUCUGCAUGCCAGGGCUUGAAGGCUUGCGUGCAUGACGUGCAUGUGUUCGAGAACCCUGUAAUUGAUUAGUGUGCACUGAUGCAGUAUUUUGGCUGGGGAAGUAUGGUUGAGAAUUUGAGAUGCAGGUUUAACUGCAUUUUUUUAAGACAAUGAAAUAACAUCAUGUGUUUGCUUCAA